Cucurbita maxima (winter squash) is the source of this 2698-nucleotide messenger RNA. Its product is annotated as transcription factor MYB41-like. The record is from RefSeq and is a predicted model, not a curated record. The transcript is spliced from 10 exons. The coding region runs from base 1522 to 2640 and encodes 372 amino acids. NCBI's taxonomy places the organism in Eukaryota, Viridiplantae, Streptophyta, Magnoliopsida, Cucurbitales, Cucurbitaceae.
CUUCACUCUGUCUCGUUUCGCCACUGAUCGAUGGACUCGUUCUUCUCACUAUAUCUCUGCAACUCCACGCAGCCGGUGCUGCAACAUAAGAAUACGAAGUAUCGGAGAGAGCUUGAGCAGCUGUAGAUGUGGUGCAGAGAGCUUUUCGUAUAUUAGUUGACGUGUUGAAUCCAAUUGAUUGUACACGAGGAUUUCUUAAGAGGAAAUGAUGUCCUAUAUGUGGUAGGUUUGGCUCUUGUGGUUGAAGGAGAGAUUGUAUUAGGUGUCAUGGGAUGUCCUAACUGCCUCGGUGAUUUGUCAGGAAAGUAAAACACUGAAGAUCUUGAACGUGGAGGAGUCUGGUCCAGAUUAGGAGCCAAAAUGAUUGCUCGUGCUGGGUUCGGAACAUGGACAAGGAGAUCAUCAGAUAUGCAAAGCCCAACCAAACUUUUCCACAAUUGGACUAGAUGCGUUGUUGACGAGUACCGUCGCCUUGUGCAUGAAGUAGGCAACAACUAAUGUCGAUCAAGUUGGGGAUGGUCAGAUUCCUUUUCUCUGAACAUGCGGUGGAAGAUUAUUGCUACCCACAUAAUAUAUGCGUCCUUUGCCUUUCCCAACAAGAUUCUUCUACUAUACCGAGAAACUUAUAUUGCUGCUUGUUCAACUUUCUGUAGAUGCAGAGUCAAACCGUGAAAAUUGUCGAUUGACAUUUGGAGAUCAACCGUGGAACGGUCCAGGGGGAAGAUAAUUACGAAUUGAAUGGGAAAAGGAUGAGCAUGGUUUCAGAUUUCAAAGAAAUAGAUGUGAAUUGAAAAGCUUCAGCGGAAAUACGAGCCUCGUUUCGUGUCGAUACUGGACCGACAAACGGCUGCCAAGAAGACACGCGUAAGAUUUUGAAAAUCAUAUGAUUGAUUAAAAUAAUGCAAUUUAUUGUGUAAUAAUUGGGCAUUAAAGGCUACUACAUGGAGCUCCGUACAUAUAUCUUGUGUGAAUGCAUGCGAAAUUCCUCUUUCUUGGACAAAACUACCCUCACAAGUCCUUGCCCCUAAAAGAAUACAAAUAUAUCAAAAAGCCCUUUAAGACUCGACGUAAAAAGGAUAAUCAUGUCUUUUUGCUUUUAUUGGUUCAUUUUUUUUGAGUCAAUAGAAAAAUGUUGACUAGUUGGACCAGCCAAUGAGAGGAAGCCAUGCACGUAGGAAGGAGAAAAAAAAGGCGUGGGAGGGUGGCGCCAUGGGAUCUAUGAAGAAGAUGGGCCACGUGGCUUCACCACGUCAUUGACAACACAAGACGUUAAUACAUAAUAUGUAAUUUCUACUCAACACGUCAGCAUUUUUAAGCCGAAGUAAUAAACAGUGGACGGCACCCAACCCAUUUGACUUCCUCCGUUCUUCUUCCCUCUCCCUCUCUAUUUAUACAACUUCUUCCAAUUACUGUCCUUUCAUAAUAUCAUUAAUCCAUUUUUCUUCUCAAUUUCUUUAUAAUUUAAUUCUCAUUUACAGUAUUUCUUCUUCAAAAGGACCAUCAAAAUCUGCAAAAAGCACAAUGGGAAGAACUCCAUGCUGCGAAAAAGAUGGUCUCAAGAAAGGCCCAUGGACUCCGGAAGAAGAUCAGAAACUCAUUGAUUAUAUUCAGAAACAUGGCUACGGAAAUUGGAGAACCCUCCCCAAAAAUGCUGGUUUACAACGAUGUGGAAAGAGCUGUCGUCUUCGAUGGACAAAUUAUCUAAGGCCAGAUAUCAAGAGAGGAAGAUUUUCAUUUGAGGAAGAAGAGACGAUUAUUCAGCUGCAUUCCAUUUUGGGCAACAAGUGGUCUGCAAUUGCUGCUCGAUUACCUGGAAGAACGGACAAUGAAGUAAAGAACUAUUGGAAUACCCACAUUAGAAAAAGACUCCUCCGAAUGGGAAUCGACCCAGCAACCCACAGUCCAAGGCUUGAUCUUCUCGAUUUAUCUUCAAUUUUGGGUCCAUCCUUUUACAAUCCCAAUUCCCAAAUGAACAGCUUCUCAAGGUUGAUUGGGAUUCACAACUCAAUUAAUCCUGAACUUCUUAGAUUGGCCAGCUCUUUCCUGUCGUCUAAUAAUGUUUCUCAAUGUCAAAGUCCAAAUUUUCUGCUGCAAAACGUUGAAAAUCAUGAACAAUCCCACAUGGUCUCUCAGUUACAGUUACUUCCCCAUUCCCACCACCAAAUUGACCAGUCUGCUGCAACUCUUCCGCCGCUGCAUGAAGUUUCCGCCUGCUGCAGUCGGUCCACCGCCACUUCUUGCGGCGGUGAAACCCAAUAUUUGGAGCCCGAUUAUUAUUCCUCCGGCCACCAAUUAUUAUUACCAUCGAAUUUCUCUGACUCUUACUCGCAAUAUUGCCCACACCCAAAUGAAGAUUCCUCAAAUAAUAAUGUGAACGGCUUUAAUUAUCCGUCUUCAGAGUAUGUUCACUUUCCAAGUUUCGAUGUUUAUGGCUCAAUUGAAGAACCCCUUCAACAAAUUAUGAGCCCUUCGCCGGAAACUUCCACUCUGAAUUCGAGUCCGACGCCGUUGAAUUCAAAUUCUACGUAUUUCAGUUCUGGCAAUGGCAAUGGGACUGAUCAGGAUGAGAGAGAAAGCUAUUGCAGCUAUAAUUUGAAGUUUGAAAUCCCCGAUUUGUUGGAUGUAAAUCCCUUCAUGUAACGAAACGCAGCAAUUAGCUUAUAAUAUAGAGCAGUUUUCAGAAUAAUACCUUGUAAAA